CCCAAACAACUGCUUCAUAAUGACGAAGGAUACAAAUGGCUUACACCUGUCGUAAAGUUUUGGUCUUUUUAGCUUUUAUUUCAAAUGUGGUGUUCUACAGUUCUGUACACCUGUGGUCUAAUUUAAUACAAUGCAAAGUAACAGCAGAAAGCCAGAUCCAAUAAGACCCCGACCAAGCUGUGUCAGUUCUGGUGAUGAAACAAAACAAGUCCGCAAAGUUCAUACCAGGAGAGUUCCUUACAGAGUUGGAUACACUUGGAACAAAGGUGGAAGGCUCAAGGAGCUAAGAAUAAGGCACUUGGCAAGGAAGUUCCUGAAGAUAUGGAUUCAGAAUACCUUUGGCCGAAUUUUUCUUCAUAAAGCCAGGUCCCACUAUAAGAGCGUGGUCUUGAGACGAGCCUUUGAAGGAUGGAGAGACGAGUGGUGGAUGUCCAGGAGGGAGUGGAGUCUUACAAUGCGGGCAGAGUGUCACUAUAGGUAUUAUCUGUAUAGCUUGGCAUUCCAUCGCUGGCGGACGUUUAUGUCAUUACAGAGGGAAAAGAAGAGCAAAAUCCAAAAUGCACAAUCAUUUGCUGACAGGCAACGGAUGCGUCUGGUUUGGGACAGAUGGGAGCUUUUCACAGAGAUGAGGCGAAUGAAGAACAGAAUGCUUGAAUCUGCCCUUAAGCUGAACAGACUCACAACCCUGCAUUCAGCGUGGAGCCUGUGGCAGACAAGGCUGCAGCAGCAUCGAGACUUUUACUCCUUAGAGGAUCAAGCCCUGAAACAAAGGGCACUAACUUUACAGAGCAGGACUUGGCUUCAGUGGAAAGAAAUGCACACAGCUGCUUUUUGCCAGAGAGAAAAAGAAUCCAAAGCUGCACUUCACUUUAUCCUCAGACUGAAAAGAAAUACAUUACAUCACUGGAAAACUUAUGUGUCACAUCUUCAAAUCAAGAAAAAGUCACAAGCUGUGGCUCAGCGUGCUUACCAUCUCCACCUGGUGAUGAUGUGCUGGAGUAAAUGGAGCAAAGCCCUGCAUCGCAAACAGAGUGAGGAGGACCGUUUGCACGCUGCAGAGAGUUGGGCCGUACAGAGCACUCAGCGCAGAGCAGUGGAAUACUGGAGAGCUUAUGUGGCGUUGUGCAGAGAAGAGGAUGAAAGAAACAGGAUUGCAACUCAGCAUCAUCAUCAUCAUGCGCUGCAUGCUGGAUUGCAGGGACUUUCUCUUAAUGUCAUCUGGAACAAAAUGCACCGACUGAACCACAACAUGGCCGUCCAACAUUAUCAUCAAACUUUAACAAGUAAGUAUUGGAAGCUGUGGCAGGACCGUCUAGAGGAGGCCGAAGAUAAGAGUUUUCAACCCCUAACCGAGAUGGCACUGACUAACCACAGCAUGUCCCUGUUGAGCAGCUGUUUUCACCACUGGAGAGAGAAACUUGCUGAGCAGAGACACAUGCAGGAAUUGGAGCGUCGUGCAGACAUUUGGUUUGCUGAACGCAUGCUGCCCCGUUGUUUCAACUCGUGGGUUGACUUUACUCUGCAGAGGAGACUCCAUGAACGGAGGAGACACAAGGCAGAAGUCUAUAAUCAGCAGCGUCAGUACACUUGGGUGUUUUACACCUGGUGGAGACAAUCAGAGAAACACAAAGAGCAGACGCUUUCUGAGCGGAUGGCAAUCCUACACGAGGAGCGGUGCCACUUGCAGAGAGCUUGGGGUCACUGGAGGCAGCGGACAGAGCAGCAGAUCAGUGAGGAGGAGAAACAGGUGGCUUCAGACAGUCUCUAUCUGCACAGACUGCUUCACAAGACGAUGUCACAGUGGAAGGACAACAGCAGUGAGAUACGAGACAGGAGGAACCGAGAGCUGCAGGCUUGUCAUCAGGGUGACCUGCGGCACAUGAGAUGGGCUGUGGAAAAAUGGAAACAGUUUGUUCAGAGCCAGCGAGUGAAGAAAAGCAGACUGAAGCAGAUGCAGUGCUACCAUGAAGUUAAACUUCUCAGACACACAUUUGAGGCCUGGAAGAAACACCACCUACAGAUGUGUCAGAUCUACGGCCAUGCAGAGGAACUUUACAGACAACAAAAACGGGACUUUCUCAGGAAGGUUCUGUAUGUUUGGAGGGAGAACGCAGUGUUGCAGAUGGAAGUCAGGCUCGUGGAGCGACAAGCACAGAAUCACUUUCAGCAUUUUGUUCAACUAAAGGUGUUUCUUGCUUGGAGAGAGGUAACAACACAUGCAGUGUCAAGGCGCCACCAGCAGGGGGAAGUAGUCAUGAGGGCUCAGAGGUCCAUACAUCAGGUGCGGCUGCUGUGGUCUUUCAGACGAUGGAGAAAGCAAACCAGGGAGGCUCGGAGAGAGAGGAUCUGCAUGGAAAAAUCCAGACGGCACCAUGACUCCAAACUCCUUUCCAAAGCACUGAAAUCAUGGAAAGAGCAUCACAACCAAUAUCAGAAAAAUAAGGUAAUGAAACGACAGGGACUCUUUUUGCUGAGGUUAAAGAUGUACCAGAGAUACUUUGAACAGUGGACAGUGAAGCUGCAGCACAGACGGAGAGAAGCUGAGCAGACGGAGCGAGCGCUCUGGCACUGGUCCCUCUCUCUUCAGGCCAAGGUGUUGCUUGGAUGGAGACUGUGGGUCGCUGAGCAGCGCAGGAAACAAGAGCAGACGGCCAGAGCUGCACAGGUCUACAGAGACCAGCUGCUGAGGGAGGGCGUGACGCGCAUCCUCACGUACGCUGCUCACAUGAAUGACCUCACGACGAGCCUAACGCAGUACAGCCAAGAGCAGAGGUCGAGAAAUCUCCAGAGAGUGGUUAAGCGCUGUGCUAUGCGCUGGAAGCAGCGGGCGCUGUGCAAGCCACGAACGCAGCAAGAGGUCAAAGGGCAACCGUCGAAAAAGAGUGUGACCUUCUGUUUGACUGCACCUGGAGUUAAGAGUGUUGCUCCGUCUGACUCAAUGGAGCAGGAGACUGAAGAUGAAAUGCUCAGGAAGCUACUGCUCAGCCGUACGCUUCGUCGUCAGCCACGUCGCCGCGAGGACUUGUUUGAGUCUCCACUGAACAUAAACACCGGCGCUGAAACAGCCCCAAAACCAUCACAGCUCCAUCCUGUUAAAGUCCCCGUGACCUCCACACAUCAGAGCAUCAUCAUAUCUCAUGUGUCGUCCUCUGAGCCUUGUACAUCCACCAUGGACUCUCCUCAGGAGACCCAAGAUGUUCUUUUACCGCCCUCGGCUUUCACAACCACCUUGACCAAAGAUACGUUGGGGAAGACCAGCAGCUCAGAUCUUGGAGAUGCUCCACUUGUGCCUCCCCUUAAGCAACACUCAUCAGCUUAUCCAGACUCCACAUCCAGCGGAGAAACUGCAGCGACAGAUCCAACUUCAGCUCUGACCGGAGAGCUGCUCAGCAUCCAGUUGGACAUGAAGACAUACCAACAGGACAAGAAGCAGCUCCGGUCUUGGCAAAGACUGAAGGAGGUAUUACAUAGUUGGCUGCAGACCAGCGGAAAGGACGAACAAAUGGAAAAAGAUGCUGUUGGUCAAGAGUUGCAGGAGUUGGAGGAGCGCAUCGACAGACUGUCCACUGAACUGGCAAAACGGAAACCAGCGAUGCUGCGACACGUUGAGAGGAUCCAGCAUUUACACACAGUCCUCAGAGAUCAUUCUGUGUUUACAACAUUACAGGAAAUAGCGCUCAUACGCUCCAAAAGUGCCGACACCUGCUGACCAUUUAACCGCUGUUCAUCUGCUU
Chelmon rostratus (copperband butterflyfish) is the source of this 3734-nucleotide messenger RNA. RefSeq names its product SFI1 centrin binding protein (gene sfi1). Gene Ontology annotation, molecular function: phosphatase binding. NCBI's taxonomy places the organism in Eukaryota, Metazoa, Chordata, Actinopteri, Chaetodontiformes, Chaetodontidae. The transcript has 31 exons. Bases 131 to 3709 code for a protein of 1192 amino acids. The record is from RefSeq and is a predicted model, not a curated record.